Messenger RNA from Perkinsus marinus ATCC 50983, 2510 nucleotides. RefSeq lists its product as hypothetical. The record is from RefSeq and is a predicted model, not a curated record. Bases 6 to 2510 code for a protein of 834 amino acids. NCBI's taxonomy places the organism in Eukaryota, Perkinsozoa, Perkinsida, Perkinsidae. The transcript is spliced from 18 exons.
AGCGUAUGGUUGUAUCAUACAGAAUGAGACAUCCAGGUCGUCACGAUUAUUCCCCCAUCGAAAACCGUCGCAAUAGCGAUGCCAGCACAGGGUCCAGUGUGGAGAUGGAGGCUAUGGGACCAUCCACUACUACUACCACCACCACUGCACCAACGAGAGCCAUGGUCAACAUACCGGCUGUGGGGCAGGCUGAUCUCACUGUCCCUGGUAUCCAGAGUCGAUCUGACACAAGUCCCACCUCGGCCGAGAGUGGAGAUGGUCCAGCUAGGUUCGUAAUCAUAGGAGGAGCAGGGUCAAUGAAUCAGUUUGACAUGUCACCAACGGGUGGCCAAUGGGACUUCGAACAAGAGCCCAAUAGGGCAGCAGCAUCGCUCCGCCUCUGUAUAUGGGCCAUGUUCCUCUUUGCAUGCAUGGUAAUGUUCAGAGUACAGCAGGAUAAGCUGGCACAGGCCAUGGCUAACCGUCGGAGUAAUGUAUUGCAUCUGAUGGCACCUUGGGAGAAGGCCAGCUUCAAUGAUAGAAAUUCAACAGAGCUGAGAGCUGUCUAUAUAGAUCCACGAUUGGCCACAGUGGCAUCGAACCUUCGAUUGGGCCAGAACCAUGAGCUGGAUGUGACCAAGCUACUGCCCCCCAGAUCCAACUCGUAUAUCCGCGAGCUGGACUCUCAGCGGUUGGUUGCUAGUGUUUUGGACGGUCCUUGGCGAUCCACGUCGUACACUAGCGAUGACAAUGAGUCUGUCGAACAGGCCGCUAGCGAUGAUGUAGCGAUGUUACAGAGUAUCGACAAGAACCUAUACGCUGCGAAUAAGGGCGUAUCGGACUUAUGCCCUAGUGGGGAUAAACGCUCCUGCAUGAUGGCUUUAUUGAAGGACAAGCAUCAGAAAGGUAGUAGCUGCUUCCACUUGGCUGCAUCCCCCGACGGUGGUAUUGCUGCAUUUGAUGUCGCCAAGAACGACACAGCUGUUUGCCUUGGUAGUGAGGAAGGAGUAGAGAUUCGAGCGCUACUGCCUGAUCGGUUCUCCAACAGAGCAGUGUAUGUAUGGAGGCCAGCUGCAGAUGAUGAUGAAGAGGAGGAAGACUCUGCAGCCUCUGUUGAUUGCGUUACUACAGUGGAUACCAUCACCGGGCAGUGCAUCGACUCGGUGCCUGUCCAUCCGGCUAGUUACUACGCUAUGGACUUUCGAGAGGAGUCGGCCCAGAAGGGCAAAGGUUCGAGCCCCACGACCAAGUUGGUGAGUGUCACCUAUGACUAUCAACGGUGGCAGGCCGUGCUUCGGUCCUACGUUGUGGGGGGCAGUGAGGGGAAGCCUCCGGUGUCCAGCGGGCCCGAAUUCAAAUCGGUAUUGUUCACGUCUCGAGGCCCCUUCUGGGUAUUGGAUUCGCCUGAAGUGUCUGACGGCUUCGUCAUCCUGGUGGCUGGCACGGAGCCCCAAAUUGGCAUCCUCCAUGCAGCGCCGCUCUAUGACGCACAAAUAGGGCCGGCCUCGAACCAGUGGAUGAAACAAGGAGACGUUUUACGGCGUGAGAACACCCGGUCGGCGUACUACAGACACGUCUCGAGUAAAAUGGUCGAUGAUAGCGUGUCUGAGAUCCAACAACAGAAGACAAAGACCGGCAGAGCGACACGGCCUCCCCAGGAGGAGACGGCCCGGGUCAUCCACGCAGCCACUGCUGCUAUCACGGACACGUUCACCCCGGAUGACCUUAGCGUCUUGGCCUGGUCGGUGAGCAAGAUGGGGCUUGGCUCUCCUUCCUUCUGGCGGGUAGUCAUCAAUCUCACGGAGGCGUAUAGUCGGGACUUCACGCACAGAUCGUCGGCACGUAUGCUGGAGGCAUUCGCUGGGUCAGGGGACCAUCUAGGGUGCCGGUCGGGGGCGGUCUCUGCCCUUGUGGACCAACUCCGGGAGCCUCCUCCUCCUGAGGAGGGUAUCACAAGCCAAGGCGUCUGCCAGUUCCUCCGGGCACUGGUGAAGUUGAAGAGAGUGGAGGAGAUACCCCCCUGGUUGAUCCAGCAGGGCCUUCGUCACCUAGGAUCGCAAGAGACCGCAAACGGCUGGCGGUCUUUGGUGCCCCUUAUGUGGCCGUUGUCGAGGAUCCCCACAGCUGCUGAUGAGGCUGUUACCAUAGUCGUUGUGCUCAUACGGGGAGGAAGACUGGACUACACUCAAAUGACGACGACGGACGUGGCUCUUUUGGUCCACGCGAUGGCCAAGGCAUGGAACACCUCCUCCCAUGGGGACUGCGACGCCCCGCCGCCUUAUCGGGAUGUGUUGUCAAUGUUGGUGACUGAAUGCGGCGUUCGAGGGUGGAAGGGCCUCAGCCCCCACGCUAUAGCUGGCGUUAUGUGGGCAUGUGGCCGCUGCUGCCUCACCUCCCUACUCGACGAGUGCUCGGAGGACUGGCAUCCCCUUAUGGGCGUCGAGCUGAAGGACUUCGACCCUCAGGCUCUCGCCAACUUCCUCUGGGGGAUAGGGCGCAUUAACAGGAGACAGGUGCUUAUCUGUCGUUGA